Molecule: messenger RNA, 1677 nt
Organism: Oncorhynchus nerka (sockeye salmon)
Lineage: Eukaryota; Metazoa; Chordata; Actinopteri; Salmoniformes; Salmonidae
Exons: 3
Coding region: 1-1677 (558 amino acids)
Source: RefSeq, a predicted model, not a curated record
AUGACGAUCCCCUCAGUCUCCUGCCCCUCCCUCCACCCCACCGUUACAGACCCCUCCCUCCACCCCACCGUUACAGGCCCCUCCCUCCACCCCACCGUUACAGGCCCCUCCCUCCACCCCACCGUUACAGGCCCCUACCUCCACCCCACCGCUACAGGCCCCUACCGCCACCCCACCGCUACAGGCCCCUCCCUCCACCCCACCGCUACAGGCCCCUCCCUCCACCCCACCGCUACAGGCCCCUACCUCCACCCCACCGCUACAGGCCCCUACCGCCACCCCACCGCUACAGGCCCCUCCCUCCACCCCACCAGGCCCCUCCCUACAGGCCCCUCCCUCCACCCCACCGUUACAGGCCCCUCCCUCCACCCCACCGUUACAGGCCCCUACCUCCACCCCACCGCUACAGGCCCCUCCCUCCACCCCACCGCUACAGGCCCCUCCCUCCACCGCUACAGGCCCCUCCCUCCACCCCACCGCUACAGGCCCCUCCCUCCACCCCACCGUUACAGGCCCCUCCCUCCACCGCUACAGGCCCCUCCCUCCACCCCACCGCUACAGGCCCCUCCCUCCACUGCUACAGGCCCCUCCCUCCAACGCUACAGGCCCCUCCCCUCCACCCCACCGUUACAGGCCCCCCCUCCACCGUUACAGGCCCCUCCCUCCAGGCCCCUCCCCCACCGCUACAGGCCCCUCCCUCCACCGCUACAGGCCCCUCCCUCCACCCCACCGCUACAGGCCCCUCCCUCCACCCCACCGCUACAGGCCCCUCCCUCCACCCCACCGUUACAUGCCCCUCCCUCCAUCCCACCGCUACAGGCCCCUCCCUCCACCCCACCGCUACAGGCCCCUCCCUCCACCCCACCGUUACAGGCCCCUCCCUCCACCCCACCGCUACAGGCCCCUCCCUCCACCCCACUGCUACAGGCCCCUCCACUGCUACAGGCCCCUCCCUCUACCCCACCGCUACAGGCCCCUCCUCCACCCCACCGCUACAGGCCCCUCCCUCCACCCCACCGCUACAGGCCCCUCCCUCCACCGCUACAGGCCCCCCUCCCCCACCGCUACAGGCCCCUCCCUCCACCCCACCGCUACAGGCCCCUCCCUCCAGGCCCCUCCCCCACUGCUACAGGCCCCUCCACCCCACUGCUACAGGCCCCUCCACCCACUGCUACAGGCCCCUCCACUGCCAGGCCCCUCCACUCCACUGCUACAGGCCCCUCCACUCCACUGCUACAGGCCCUCCACUCCACUGCUACAGGCCACUCCACUCCACUGCUACAGGCCACUCCACUCCACUGCUACAGGCCACUCCACUCCACUGCUACAGGCCACUCCACUCCACUGCUACAGGCUACCCCACUGCUACAGGCCACUCCACUCCACUGCUACAGGCCCCUCCACUCCACUGCUACAGGCCCCUCCACUCCACUGCUACAGGCCCCUCCACUCCACUGCUACAGGCCCCUCCACUCCACUGCUACAGGCCCCUCCCUCCACUGCUACAGGCCACUCCACUCCACUGCUACAGGCCCCUCCACUCCACUGCUACAGGCCCCUCCACUCCACUGCUACAGGCCCCUCCUCCCACAGGCCCCUCCCUCCCUGCCAGGCCCCUCCCCCACCCCCCGCUACAGGCCCCUCCCUCCACCCCACCCAACUAUCGCUGUGAUAUAG